Messenger RNA from Leptidea sinapis, 2247 nucleotides. It is a transcript of the gene Gle1, whose product is annotated as mRNA export factor Gle1. Bases 243 to 2156 code for a protein of 637 amino acids. Gene Ontology annotation, molecular function: inositol hexakisphosphate binding; phospholipid binding; translation initiation factor binding. The record is from RefSeq and is a predicted model, not a curated record. Gene Ontology annotation, biological process: regulation of translational initiation; regulation of translational termination; poly(A)+ mRNA export from nucleus. Lineage: Eukaryota; Metazoa; Arthropoda; Insecta; Lepidoptera; Pieridae. The transcript has a single exon. Gene Ontology annotation, cellular component: nuclear pore cytoplasmic filaments; nuclear pore; cytoplasm.
CGGAGUUGCACCCGUUGUACUUGUAAUCACCAGAUUAUUUAUUAUAUUUAGUUUAUCUGCUUUGAAAUCCACAGAGUAUUUCCUAAUAAUUAAUAUACUGAAAUUGAAAUCUUUGAUUGAUCAAAAUGUGAUUACAUUAUAUACAUAAAGUUUUAAAUUUGAUGCAAGAAUAUUUUAUUUGACUUAUAAUAAUAAAUUAAUAUUAAUUAUUAGAGUGUUUUCUAAAUAGACCGACAAUAGUUAUGGAUAAUUAUUCUUAUUCAAGCUUCGAAGACUUGACACCAAGAAAAACCAAUACUAAAAAAGGAGACAUCAGCAUAUCAGAAGCUCUUGUUGGAUUUGAAAAGUUAAGAAUAUCAGCUUUAACAAAAGCUGCUACCAUUAGUCCAUUAGUAAAGGAAGUUACAAUUGGUCCUAAAUCUCCUCUCAAAAAAGAUAAUAUUGUUGUCACUAAACAUUUCGAGCCAUUUGAAGAUACUGUAAAUUUGUUACAAGAUAAAAUUGGUGAAGAUUUACGUUACACUUUAUUACUUAAAGAAUAUGAAUCAAAAUUACAGGAGAGUUCUACUGAAUUAUUCAAAAAUUUAGUAGAAAAUAUGAUAGCUAAUCAUGCUGAUGCCACUCAAAGAUAUUGGAAGAAACAGAGUGAUGAUUCAAAGAGAAAGACACUGGAUCUACGAUCUAAAAAAAUACAAUUAAUAAAACAGUUUAAAGAAAAUGAUAAUAUGUCAGUAUUAGAAAAAGUAAAGCUUGAUGAUAACAAAUGUAAAAUUAUUAAUAGACAGACAAUUGAAAAUAUGAAUAAAAUUUUAGAAGAACAGAAUAAAGCCUCAAUAAGAUUUACAUCAAUUACUGCCAGUCACACAAAAAUAUGUAUUUGUUUUAAUGAAAUAAUGCUCACUUUACAAUCUGAUCCCUUAGGUAAAGAUAUUUUAGGUAGGUACUUGGACAUGAUAAAUAAUAUUAUCAGCAGUAUGAGUGCAAUAAUGGAUUUUUGUAAAACAGGUGAAAUAACUGAUAAUGAAGUUAAUAAAUCUAAUACUUUGUCUCAAAAUAUCGAAAAUAUAUAUCAAAAAGUUCUUGAAGAUAUAGAAUAUGCUAAAAAAGAAGAUGAGAAACAAAAAGAACUUGAAGAAAUUGUUAGAAUACAGGAAGAAGAAAAGAAAAAACAGGAGCAGGCAUUAGCACUUACUAGCCAAGGCAAGAAAACUGCACCUCUAUUCUAUACAGAGAAAAAUUACAAUGCUUUUACUGAUCUUCAAAACUUCUUAAUGGACUAUGAGAAUAAAUACAAGGAAUUGCUAGAAAAUAGUAAUCUGAAAAAAUUUAGAUUUGAUUGCCAAAAAGCUGUAAAUACACCUGUGAACACUUUGUCCUCAGUAAGUGGUAGUCACAUGAAGAAAACUUUGGAAAAAUUAGCAAAUUUACUUAGAGGGGAAAAGGUGCAGAUAUCAGACUCUUAUGUAUCUGCAUCUCAACAUCCUCAAGGAAUCAAUUACUGCACAGCCUUGUUAGCAAGAAAGAUUGUAAGGCAAGGUGAUCUUUUAGUAUCAAGUAAUUCUGAGGCAGCUUUUCCCUUGGCUGCAGUAACUACAGUCUUAUGUGUGGAGUUUCCAGACUUCCAAAAACUCUUGCUGGCAAAUUUUCAUAUGCAAUGCCCAUAUCUGGUACCAAUGUUCCUACCACAAAGGGAGGGCCAAACUGACAAAGAGUUUUAUCUAUCUAGAGGGUAUACCUACAAUGAUGAAGGUGUUGUUGAAAAGCAAGAUAAGUUCUUAAAAAGAAUGUCUGGUGUAUUUCAACUUAUGUGUGCUAUUUGGAUUGCUAAGCCGCCAUCUUUCAUUCGAGCUACCAAUCCACUUGGAAUCAAGUGUGGAUGGCAAUGGUUAGCUUCAUUCAUUAAUUUGAAACCUGAACCUGAAAUCUGUGCUACAUUGUUGCAUGAUUUUUUCAAUAUUUGUGGAUUUGAGUUUUAUAAGUAUUAUGGAAAACAAUUCACGAAGGUUAUAAAAUUAAUAAGUACAGAUUAUUUAAAAAUACUUCAGAAUAUUGAUGAGGGUGGGCCAAAGACCAGACUUGAAGUAUUUUUGCAAAAUGUUUUACACACUGGCCAAAUUCCACCACCGAAUGGUCUACUGCCACAAAAUUGUUGGUAGAUUUGCAUCAUGUCUCACAUAAAUGACAAUUCUCAAUUAAUAAUGAUGUAAUUUAUUGGAUGAAAUAUAUAAUGAUUUAAUAAUAACUGAA